Molecule: messenger RNA, 1242 nt
Organism: Drosophila rhopaloa
Lineage: Eukaryota; Metazoa; Arthropoda; Insecta; Diptera; Drosophilidae
Product: protein FAM8A1
Exons: 1
Coding region: 112-1104 (330 amino acids)
Source: RefSeq, a predicted model, not a curated record
GCCAUUUACCCCGAAACGCCGGCACACCCCGCCGCCUGCAAUACACGUCAACUUGGAAAAUAAAUAAAGCAAAGCAAAAUAUAAAUAUUCGAGCUAUCGAAUCUCAGAAAAAUGAGUGACAAAGUCCAAGAGUCGGAGCAAAAGCUCCAGGAGAAGUCUACCAAGGAGGCAUACUUCGCCAGCCUCGCGGAGUGGACAAAACAGGCUACCAUUGCCCAGAACGCGAUGCUUAUGUUUCCGUACUAUUUAAUGGCCAACUAUCCUCAGUUGUUCCAGGGACAAGUGACUCCUUUUCCUGGCCUCCAGUCAGCUCCAUUGGGGCAGUCUCCUUCGGCGGCUCCUCCUCCCCCAGUUCAGGGAGCGAGGCCAGCUGCUCCGCCAGGAGCCCCUGCUGCUGCUGCUCCUCCGCCUCCACAAAACUUUAGUCGGCUGCGAGUCCUGGACGAGGCCCAGCAAUUGGAGACUAUACAGCGACUGGGCGGCUACGAGUACGUCCUAGCGCCCUUCUGGAAACGUGCCGUGGCGGAGACCAUCGACAUUUUCAUCCUGUUUGUCCUGAAGAUCAUCAUCACAUUCGGGGUAGUCAACCUGUUCGACAUGGACUUUGACGUUAUGCGUCGCACAUUGGAAGAGGAAGACCUGCUUGUAAACGUUUUCGACAUCUCGCUGGACUUUAUAACAGUGUCCACCGAUCUCCUUCUCAUCGAGCUGCUGACAAAGUUAACAGUUUGCUGCUACGAGGCGCUUUGGACGUUCCUCUACAAUGGUGCCACGCCCGGCAAGUCGCUAAUGAAGAUUCGCAUCCACUAUGUGGAGGCUGUAGUACCGCUGCAGGCGCCUGCCCUGCCACAAUUCGUGCUCCAGCCGCAGAGGGUGCCGAUAAGGGCCCUUCUCUAUCCGGCCCAGACGCCUACGCUGAUGCGCUCCUUUGCACGCUCCCUGGCCAAAAACUUGGUAAUGACCCUGCUCUUCCCAAUCUGCGUAAUGAUGAUCUUCUUUAAGAACAACCGCACCGGUUACGACAUCAUGACGAAGACGAUAGUGGUGGAGACUGACUCCAACGCCGUGUUCCGCACCCAAGUGCCACCGCAGCGCAACGGGUGAGCACGGACGGUAAACCAGUCAAAGUGCCUAGGAAUUGUGCACUCUUUCCUAUGCAUAUAUAGACGCUAUUGUUAAAGCUAAAUUUAAUGUCGUUAUGUACUGCUAUCCUGUGAAAUAAAAUUAAAUCUCAAAAACGUU